This is a messenger RNA of Spathaspora passalidarum NRRL Y-27907, 963 nucleotides long. Its product is annotated as PAQR-type receptor. Gene Ontology annotation, molecular function: signaling receptor activity. The record is from RefSeq and is a predicted model, not a curated record. The coding region runs from base 1 to 963 and encodes 320 amino acids. NCBI's taxonomy places the organism in Eukaryota, Fungi, Ascomycota, Pichiomycetes, Serinales, Debaryomycetaceae. The transcript has a single exon. Gene Ontology annotation, cellular component: membrane.
AUGAACUCACUCAGACAGAGACAGACCACGGUGCAGACUGCUACGCAGGAAGUGCACGAUGAUCCAGUCACGACUCAAGUGUUGCGCCGACUCCACUAUUAUCACGAAUUAGAUGACUGGCAAAAGGAUAACCACUUUAUCCGAUCAGGCUACGUAAAGGAAACCAGUUCGUACCGAGAAUGUUUGAAAUCAUUGACGUACUUACACAAUGAAUCCAUGAAUAUUUAUACCCAUUUAAUCCCAUCCAGUAUUGUAUUUUGGUCGGUGCUUUACUACAUCAACUACGUCCUCACCGAGUAUGAUAAUUAUCUUGGGAUUUGGGAGAAGCUCAACUUUUUGCAGUUUGCAACAGCAUGUACCUUUUGUUUGUUCAUGUCGUCUGCUUUCCACACCAUCAAGGCCCAUUCUCACAAGGUGAGUAAGUUUGGCAACCAACUAGACUACUUUGGCAUUGUCAUUUUGAUUAGCUGUUCCUUGAUUUCAAUCAUUUUGUUUGCCUUCUAUGAUCAUCCCUUCUUAAAGUAUUUCUUUGUGGUACUCACAGCGGUGUUUGGUACUAUAUGUACGGUACUUACCUUAGAUCCUCAUUUCGCCAGUGUGGAAUAUAGAAAAUUCAGAGCAACAAUGUUUAUCAUGUUUGGAUUAUCAGGGGCACUCCCUAUUCUAGUAGGAUUCUAUAUGUGGGGUUUCCAACAUACCAAGGAAAGAUCAGGCAUGAUCUAUCUCAUCCUCGAAGGUGUGUUUUAUAUAUUUGGGGCCGUGUUGUAUGCCGGAAGAUUCCCGGAAAGGCUUACAGGCAUAGACAAGGAAGAGUUCUUGAAAAAUCCUACACCAGGAAUGUUUGAUAUCUUUGGCCAUUCCCACCAGAUCUUCCAUGUGUUUGUCGUCAUUGCUGCCUUUUGUCAUUGGAAAGCUUUAGUGCAAUGCUAUCAUUUUAUGCACCAGUAUAUAUUAACUGUGUAG